This is a messenger RNA of Australozyma saopauloensis, 1935 nucleotides long. RefSeq names its product putative asparagine synthase. Bases 1 to 1935 code for a protein of 644 amino acids. Gene Ontology annotation, molecular function: asparagine synthase (glutamine-hydrolyzing) activity. The record is from RefSeq and is a predicted model, not a curated record. The transcript has a single exon. Lineage: Eukaryota; Fungi; Ascomycota; Pichiomycetes; Serinales; Metschnikowiaceae.
AUGUGUGGGAUUUAUUUUUCUGCCAGCCAAAAGGCGCAGAAUAUUCCUCAAUUCUUCCAGAAAUUCUUGGCCGUUCAGAAGUUUUCUUUUCUUGGACCAAACCAGACUUGCGUGUGUUUGAAUGGCGAUGAGGUCGAUGAGGUAGUAGAAAACGACAGAAAGCUGCGUACAAAAUUGACCAAGUCGGAUAAACGGAAACUCGAUCAGUUGCCCGAGCUUCGAAGAUUACAAUUGGAGCUUGUGCGGGCAAAAAACGCCAAAAAUGUACCUCUUACCGCAGAUCUACAGUCUGAGCUAGAGAACUUACAGAAUCUCGAAUUGAGCCCGGAUGCAGAAUAUUCAGCCGAACAAACAUUGAAGGCUGUGAUGGCUCGUGGACCAGAUUUCUCGUCAGUACUCUCAUUUGAACUGAAUGAAACUCAUUUCCUUCUUUUAUCUUCAGUUUUGUCGCUCCGACAACCUUACACGGAACAACCUAUGGCAAAUGAAGAAAUAGUUCUUCAGUACAAUGGCGAAUUAUACGGCCAGAACUGCUUGACUGGGAAUGAUACUCUGUUCUUGUUUAAGCGUGUUUCUGAUGCUUUAAGCCUGGUGCAUGGCGACCGCAGAAACGAUGCCAUUCUUCUGGCUCUAUCUGGACUCGAUGGUGAAUAUGCAUUUGUAUUGACAGACUUGAAAGCAAUGAAGGUAUAUUUCGGUAAGGACGUUGUUGGCAAACGCUCGCUUCUUCUUUGUAAAGAACUGGAUGAAAUUUUAAUUGCGUCUGUUUUACCAAACAAGACAGGAGACCUUCUAGAGUGUAAAGGUGGCAUUACUUACUGUUUGAACUUAAAGGACUUCAAACUCGAGGAAUUUCAGUCAUCCCGAAUUGACCUCGAGGGUAUCAAUUUCAAUGGCAAUAUCACGGCGGAAGAGAUAUCUUUAAAAGUGCUGGCGCUUCACUCAAAGCUCUCUUACGCCUGUCUCGUGCGACAAGAUACCAUUGAUCCCAUAUUCCAUCAUACAGGUACCAUAAACAUUGGUGUUUUAUUUAGUGGAGGUCUUGAUUGUACUGUUGUAGCUGCUCUUUUGGCUCAAAAUUACAUCAACGAGAACAAACGUGUUGAGAUCGAUCUUCUCAGUGUUGGAUUCGAGAAUCCACGCACGGAAAUGACUCCAGCAGAUCUGCCGGAUAGAAAGCUCGGAGUCUCUUCCUGGAGAGAACUCUCUCACUUGUUCGCGGGAACUUGUGUCUCGUUUCGUUUCGUCCAAGUGGAUGUGAGCUACGAGGAGUGGCUAUGCCAUAAGCCUGUGGUAACAGAUCUUAUACACCCUACGAGUACAGAGAUGGAUCUCUCUAUCGCCAUUGCCUUUUACUUCGCUUGUCGCUCUCGCAAUUGCAAAGCCAUUGAACUCAGUGAGCAAUAUAUGGAGACCGAAAUAGGCGACUACACUUCCCAAGCCAUUGUUUUAUUUUCUGGCUUGGGCGCAGAUGAAUUGUUUGGUGGAUAUUCUAGACAUGAAGGCGUCUUCAAUAAUGUUGAAGAGAAUGGAAUUGAACUUUCAGACCUCUACAUGGAAUUGAAUUCUGAGCUAGCCAAUGAUCUCGAUAUUAUCUACGAAAGAAACCUUGGACGCGAUGACCGUGCCAUGACGAAUUGGGGCAAAGAGCUCCGUUAUCCCUAUCUUGAUCAGCUGGUGAUCGAAUUCGCGUUUGGGGAGAUUGUACCAAAUCUCAAAGUGAAGUUUGAGUGGAAGGAUGUUACUACCAAGAAAGGCACCAAGAGAGUUAAAGUUUUUGAGCGGAAGUUUAUUUUGCGACAACUUGCACGGACAUUAGGACUCAAAAUUGCAGCUGAGGAACCAAAGAGAGCGAUUCAAUUUGGCGCCAAGACAGCAAAGAUGGAGAUCGGACUGAGCAAGGCCAAAGGCACCGAUUCUUUGCAAUCCAGUUGA